Messenger RNA from Lactuca saligna, 960 nucleotides. Lineage: Eukaryota; Viridiplantae; Streptophyta; Magnoliopsida; Asterales; Asteraceae. The record is from the annotation of a GenBank genome assembly.
AUGUCGAGCUCAUUGGAACUUUCAAUUCGUCCAUUCAGAGUCACUGAUGCAGAUGAUUUCUUCUCAUGGGCUACAGACAAUAGAGUAACACAAUAUCUCCGAUGGAACACCAUGAAGGAUAGAGAGGAAGCUCUUAAAUACCUAAAGAAAGUCGUUAUACCGCAUCCAUGGCGACGAUCCAUCUGUUUUGACGAUAAAUCAAUCGGAUACAUCUCCAUCAAGCCAGAAUCGGGCGUAGAUCGUCAUAGAGCUCAUAUUUCAUAUGCAAUCGGUGUCGAUUUCUGGGGACGAGGGAUAACUACGGCGACAAUGAAGAUGGCGAUCCCUAUGGUGUUUCAGGAGAUGUCGUAUGUGGUGAGGAUUGCAGCUCUUGUUGAAGAUGAAAACAAAGCAUCACAGAAGGUAUUGGGGAAAUUAGGGUUUAAAAAGGAAGUGACAAUGGCAGAAACAAAGAUCACUUUCAUUAGAGACUUGGACAAUAUGAAUGAUGAUUACACAGUAAAAGUGUCUAUUAUCCGGCUGUGGAAAUCGCUUUCAGAUGGCAACCCCACUAUUGUCAGAUCAAUCGAGAUGAUACUCAUGGAUGAAAUGUCUACAAAAAUCCGAGCAAGUGUGUAUCCAAGAGAUUUUCAAAGGUUUGAGUCCAGAUUGAAAGAAGAUCAAGCUGUUUACAUCCGGUCCCCCACUAUCGCUCCUAACAAAUACACUUUUAAAAUAAGUGAUGUAACCUCCAAGUUAAAUUUCCAUAGAAGAACAACUGUUAACGAGUGUCUACACUUUCAAUCCAAAACAAAAUAUGGAUUUUCUUUUGUUUCUUUUGAAACAAUUAUCUCUGCAACAGCUACAUCUAAUGAAUCAAUUGAUAUUAUUGGUGAAGUUGUUUCAUUAGGAAAGCUUGAUUCCCGUGAUGUCAGCAAAUCUCUACAUAGGCUGCCUUUACAAAUAAGAAACUUAGAGUAA